This is a messenger RNA of Rotaria sp. Silwood2, 1600 nucleotides long. The record is from the annotation of a GenBank genome assembly. NCBI's taxonomy places the organism in Eukaryota, Metazoa, Rotifera, Eurotatoria, Philodinida, Philodinidae.
ACCCCCUUGUCGUUUGCGGUAUCCAAAAAAAAUAUAGGACAGUACAAGCAUUAAUAUUGAAACUGGAGAAAUUCGAAUGAAACGUUCUCAUCCAAUGUUGAAUAACUUUAAUGAAUGGCUUCUACUUGCUUGUCGGUAACUAUCUGCAAUAUGAUUCCAGUACUAUCCGAGUAAUUUAUAAUUCUAUUUUGUAUUAAGAUGCAACAUGGAUAUUAAAUUUAUUUGGUCAGGAUCCGAUACAAAAGCUCUUGUCUAUUAUAUCAGUGAUUACAUAACUAAAAAAAACUUAUCAUUUCAUGACUGUAAUUCAUUAAUUUAUCAAGCAGUAGAAAAAUUUGAAAAAAAUGAAUCCAAAGUGCAUUAUACAGAUGCAUUAGAUAAAUCACGUCGUUUUAUACUUCGUUGUUUCAACACAUUAGCAUCUCAACAGGAAAUCUCAGCGGUUCAAGUUGCAUCUUACCUAAUGGGAUGGCCAGAUCAUUAUACAUCACAUACAUUUAUUAAAAUUUAUUUAAUUGGUAUUGAACGUUAUUUAGAACAAUCGCUUGCCCAGUUGAAACAAAAAACAGGACUUAAUGAUACAACAAAUGAAUACCAUGAAAAUGAAGAAUUACCAUUGGAUGUAUUCGAAUCGUUUUAUGAAAAUGAUGAGCAAGAUCAAGAUCAAAAUGAAUCAUUCGAACUAGAGACUGGUAUUGACGACAAUAAUCUUGUUCUUUGCAACAAACGCAUUGACUAUCAAUUACGACCCAUAGAACUUGAUGAUAUUUGUCUUUAUACUUUUUAUUCUGAAUACAGAAAAGCAAAAAUGACCAUAUUUGAUAAGACUCUGUUAGAACCCAAUUCUAUGCCAACAUCACUACGACGACGUGGUCGACCUCCGAGUGAUCGGUGGCUAUUCCAAUCAACCCAUCCACAAUAUAUGUCUCAUCUAAUUAUACGUCGUUCUUUUUCGGUUGUUCCGGUUUUGGUUGGUCCGUCUAUACCUCGUCGUGAACGUGAAGAUACUAGUGAACAUAUUUCUGAUCCGUAUACAUGUUGGUCUGAUGCAUUACAACUGCACCAAUCAACCUUUACAACACCAUCUAACAAAGUCAUAAGCAAUAUACAACUUUUACAUGAUUGUAAGAAAGACCGUGAUGCAGAGCUCUAUCAACUAGUUAAUGAACCAUUACCAUCUCGGCCGAUCAAUACUUCAAGUCCCUACAGUGAUAGAAAUAUAGAAGAUACAGAAGAUAUUCUUGCUUUAUUGAACGAAUCGAUUGAUUUGUAUCCAUCUUUAUUAAAUGAAGAAAUAAUUGAAAAUAACGGAAUUCGCGCAUCUAUACAACGAGAAUAUCUGAACGUUACAUUAGCUAAUGUUAUCCGAUCAGAACGAUUCUCUUCAAUAAAUAAUAUCACUGGUUUACGAGAUUUUACAUAUAAUAAUACAGAAUAUAAUUCAAUUCAAGAUAACAAUACAAAUGAUCUACUUCAUGUAGCAAACGAAUAUCAUAUUCAACAAAUUCAUCUAUGGCAACAUCAUCUUAAAACUCAGAAAGACCAACAAAGACAAUUCCUAUUAUAUGGUUCUCAAAAUAAAUUGACAACGGUACCAUGA